Messenger RNA from Synchytrium microbalum, 1485 nucleotides. RefSeq lists its product as uncharacterized. Bases 1 to 1485 code for a protein of 494 amino acids. Gene Ontology annotation, molecular function: protein binding. The record is from RefSeq and is a predicted model, not a curated record. Gene Ontology annotation, biological process: ribosomal large subunit assembly. The transcript is spliced from 3 exons. Lineage: Eukaryota; Fungi; Chytridiomycota; Chytridiomycetes; Synchytriales; Synchytriaceae. Gene Ontology annotation, cellular component: nucleolus.
AUGCCAGGAGAUACCAAGCUAUACAAGCCGUAUAAUGGCACCAAGUCCAAGCUGGCCAUUAAGAAGGUUGAACUUCCAAAAAUGUCUGAUGGAAUGAAAAUUGUCGCUCAAUUCAAGUCGCCCAGUACGGGAGAAGUGACUGGUCCACCAUUGAAUUUACCUGCUGAGACUACUCCUGAACAGUUGCAACUCUUGCUCAACAAGCUACUGGGAAAUGAGGAAGAUCCGUUGCCAUACACAUUUUUUGUAAAUGACACGGAAAUAUCGCACUCUGUAUACGACGAUGCCAUUGCUUCAAAUGCUGAAACCUCUACGGAAUCACUCUUCACCAUACUCUACCACCCUCAAGCUAUAUUCCGUGUCCGAGCUGUAACAAGAUGUAGCUCAUCCUUAGAGGGUCAUACGGAAGCUGUCCUUACUGUAGUAUUCAGCCCCAACGGCCGUCAACUAGCCUCUGGAGAUACUACCGUUAGAAUAUGGGAUUUGAAUACCGAAACACCGCAAUUCACACUAGACGGUCACAAGAAUUGGGUCCAAGUAGUAGCCUUUUCGCAAAACUGUAAAAUACUAGCAUCUGGAAGUAUGGAUUCCACCAUCAGAUUAUGGUCCACUGUAGAUGGAAAGCCCAUGGGCGAUGCUUUGAGAUCUCACUCUCAAGUAAUUACCUCCAUUGCUUGGGAACCCAAGUUUGACUCGAAUUUAUUUAUAUCUGGCUCCAAAGACGGCACUGCCAAAAUAUGGGAUGCCAUACAUAGACGCUGUAUACUGACUUUGGGUAGCCAUACAGGUCCUGUUAUGUGUGUUAAAUGGGGUGCGGAAGGAUUAGUGUAUACAGGAUCUAGAGACAAGACAAUAAAAGUAUGGGAAGCAUCAUCUGGGAAACUCGUACGAACUCUAGAAGGUCAUGCACAUUGGGUCAACCACUUGGCUCUUAGUACCGACUUUUUAACACGAACAGGUCCCUUCGAUCACACACUACCAGAAUUCGCCAAUGCAGAAGAAGCUCAACAGGCUGCCAAUAAACGAUAUAAAGAGUCCCGCACAACCGCAACACAUCCCGAACGCCUAGUAUCAGCCUCCGACGAUUUUACCUUGUAUUUAUGGUCUCCAACUGAAUCAAAACAGCCCAUUGCUCGAUUAACGGGACAUCAGCAACCAGUAACGCAUGUGUCAUUCUCACCAGACGGUCGAUAUAUAUCAUCAUCCUCGUUUGAUAAAAGCAUAAAGCUAUGGGAUGGGCUGAAUGGCAAGUUCUUGAGGAAUUUGCGAGGUCAUGUCGGUAAUGUUUACUUUGCAUGCUGGUCUCCUGAUUCGAGAUCGUUGGUAUCAGGAAGUAAAGAUACGACAUUGAAAGUAUGGGAUGUGCGUGAUGGUAAAAUCAAGGUAGAUUUGCCUGGUCAUGCUGAUGAGGUGUUUGCCGUUGAUUGGUCGCCAGAUGGUCGAUAUGUUGCUAGCGGUGGUCGAGAUCGUGUCCUCAAAAUGUAA